Diabrotica virgifera virgifera (western corn rootworm) is the source of this 3520-nucleotide messenger RNA. Its product is annotated as zinc finger protein 227-like. The record is from RefSeq and is a predicted model, not a curated record. Bases 326 to 2152 code for a protein of 608 amino acids. The transcript is spliced from 2 exons. NCBI's taxonomy places the organism in Eukaryota, Metazoa, Arthropoda, Insecta, Coleoptera, Chrysomelidae.
ACUACGUGAUUUGUCAUAUGAUUUUUCCCAUGACGAGCCGCAUGACAAUGCUUAUGACAAAACGAGCCGUAUAAACAAUGCAAAAUCAUAUGACAAAUCACACAGUGUAAACAUGUAAAUUUCACUCCAUGAUCAAAUCAUAUGACAAAUCACAUGAUAAAUCAUGUAAUGUAAUGUCGACUGGCGUGGCUGUGGUCCAAGUUAAGCGACCACAGCGCACCCUGUCAGUAUUGACACUGACAGUUCGCAGACGAAACAUGUAGCAUGUUGUUUGUUAUUGAAAAAUACUGAAAUUAUUGGAAUACAUAAAAUCAAUUGUAAUCAAAUGGAAAUGGAAGGAAAACAAGAAAUUAUCGAGGAAACGUGUAAAAUAGAAAUAGAGUAUAAUGAUUUGGAGUUGAAUCAUCCUCUUCUGGAUGGCUUUAAAUGUGAAAUUCAGGAUGAGUCCAAAAGGGAAAGUACUCAUGGCAGAUAUGAUUCUUUAGACUUGAAGAAAAGUCCCAUAAAUACUGAAAUAGAGCAGCAUGGAAAGAAAUCUGGCCCAUUUGAAGAAAACCAGAAAACUGAAAAAGGUUAUCUCCAAGAUGAAAACAAAUUGAAAAUUGAAGAUUCAUCUUAUCAAGGAAAUGAUACGACUCGGGACAGUCAAGGGAAAACAUUAAAUAAAAAUACAAAAGUUGUGAUUGGAAAAAGACCAUAUAAAUGUGAAAUUUGUUUUAAGCAGUUUUUUCAGAAAUGUGUUUUGAAACAACAUUUGAGAACACAUACUGGGGAAAAACCCUACAAGUGUGAAAUUUGUUUUAAACAGUUUCUUACAGCAAAUCAAUUGAAAAUACAUUUAAGAGUGCACACUGGAGAAAAAUCCUACAAGUGUGAAAUUUGUUUUAAACAGUUUAGCCAAAGAAGUCAUUUGAAAACACAUUUGAGAGUACAUACUGGAGAAAAACCGUACAUGUGUGAAAUCUGUUUUAAACAGUUUACUGCAGCAUGUAGUUUAAAAACACAUUUGACAGUACAUACUGGGGAAAAACCCUACAAGUGUGAAAUUUGUUUUAAACAGUUUCUUACAGCAAAUCAAUUGAAAAUACAUUUAAGAGUGCACACUGGAGAAAAAUCCUACAAGUGUGAAAUUUGUUUUAAACAGUUUAGCCAAAGAAGUCAUUUGAAAACACAUUUGAGAGUACAUACUGGAGAAAAACCGUACAUGUGUGAAAUCUGUUUUAAACAGUUUACUGCAGCAUGUAGUUUAAAAACACAUUUGACAGUACAUACUGGGGAAAAAUCCUACAAGUGUGAAAUUUGUUUAAAACAAUUUCGUCAAAAAGGUAAUUUGAAAUCACAUUUGAUGAAUCACAUUGAAGACAAGCCGUACAAGUGUGAAAUGUGCUUCAAACGGUUUAGUAGAGCACAGGCUUUUAAAGCACAUUUGAGAGUGCACACUGGAGAAAAUCCCAAUAAGUGUGAAAUCUGUUUUAAACAGUUUAGUGAUUCGAGUGGUUUGAAAAGACAUUUGAUAGUGCAUACUGGAGAAAAACCGCACAAGUGUGAAAUUUGUUUUAAACAGUUUACUGCAGUAAGUAGUUUGAAAACACAUUUGAGACUGCACACUAGGAACAACCUAUACAAGUGUGAAAUUUGUUUUAAACAGUUUACUACAGCAGGUAGUUUGAAGGAACAUUUGAAAGUACAUACUGGAGAAAAAUCCUACAAGUGUGAAAUUUGUUUUAAGCAAUUUAGUCAAAAAGGUACUUUGAAAACACAUUUGAGAGUGCACACUGGAGAAAAACCCUACAAGUGUGAAACUUGUUUAAAACAGUUUAGGGAAGCAUAUACUUUAAAAGCACAUUUGGUAGUGCACACUGGAGAAAAACCUCACAAGUGUGAAAUUUGUUUCAAAGAGUUUAGUAGAGUAGGGGAUUUGAAAGCACAUUUGAGAACACAUACUGGAAUAAAACCGUAUAAAUGUGAAAUUUGUGAAAAACAGUUUAGUAGAACAAGUGAUUUGAAAAGACAUUUGAAAAUACACACUGGAGAAAAACCCUACAAGUGUGAAAUUUGUUUUAAGCAAUUUAGUCAAAAAAGUAUUUUGAAAUCACAUUUGAGAGUACACACUGGAGAAAAACCCUACAGUACAAGUGUGAAACUUGUUUAAAACAGUUUAAUAGUAGAAGUGAUUUGAAAAAACAUAUUGAGAGUACAAGGGAAAAACAAGGAAGGUCACUUUUUUAUUAAUUUUGGCUUUUCUCGCCAUGUGGUAGCGAAAACAGUACUAUCGACUAGGCUAUCGAUUCAGGACAAUAAACAGAAAGAUCAGUCUAUAUAAAUUUUCUAAGAAUGGGCCGGUUGGUGUGACGUCUAAAAGGUUACCAAACAAAACAAAGAUCUGUCAAUUUAUUAUACACGUGGUUUUGUAAUAAUUUGUAAUUUGAUUUUGUUUUAAAAAUCAUCUGCGUUUGAUUAAUUGGAAUAAUGGCAAAAAAUAGUUAAUUAAAAUUAAUGAAAUUUUGAACUGCUUUAAAAAUAUUUUAAAUAAUAUUUUAGUACCUACUUACAAUAUCAAAUGAUAAUCAUUGUUUUUGAACAUCAGUCUCUUUCGGAAACUUACAAAGACUAGCAAGUUCUCCUCUAUAAGGCAUGAGCAGUGACAAUCGGGUACCCAACACAUUACCAUUUUGUAAAAAUUAAAUAACGUACAAGCAUUAUAUUCCAUUUAUAAAAACGAAAAUAAAACUUUGCCACAAAAACCACGUGUGCCUGACAGCUGUUCAUUUUGUUUGGAAACCUUUUUCACAGUAGCCAACAUUGAUUUGACGUCACGACUAUCACUAUCCAUUUGUAUCCAGGCGCAGGAUCAGGAUUGUCCGCACGCCACUGAACAGAAAUAAGGAAUGUUAAGACCGCGUCCCACCAUCAAAUAAUUUGAUCAAACUGGUUUGAGCAAACUGAAAGUGACAGUUAGUGACGUCACAUCCUGAGUGUUCAUUGUGGAUAAUAAUGAAAAAUUUUAAUUUUAAAUAAAGUACAAACAAGUUAGACAACUCAAUACAAAAAAUUUGGUCAAACUAGACUGAUAGUGAGAGCACAGAUUUUUAGAAUUUCAAAAAACUGCAAUUGUGACGUCACUUUGACGUACUUCCUCAAGUACGUCACAAGUACGUCAAGUUUGCUCAAACUGUUUGAUCGAAUUAUUUGAUGGUGAGACGCGGCCUUUCGCAGUUUUUGGUGCAUUAUUAAGUUAAUAAAGAUUCAUAUUAUCGAGAUUAUAGAAUAAGAAAUGCUGGAAUUCUGCUAAGAAUAAGAAUCUCCUAAGUAGGUUUUAGAUAUCAUAAGAAUUAAACCUUUAUUGGCGUUUAUCUCAAUGUGACAUUCCUCGUUUUCCCCUGUACUCGUCAUAUACGAUGUUCGGGAAUCUUUAUGUUUAUUUUAAUAUUGAAUAUACCACGUAAUUAUUUGCCCUAUCUAAAAUAUCUUUCUUAUGUCUAUAUUUUGUAUUAUUAUGAAUAAAUAUUUAGAUAUAUAA